AUGGAGACUGUUCAACACGAGAAGGCUUUCAUUUACAGAUCAAUUGUUGGCAGUAACACUACGAGUCUUUUUUCCACUGAGAAACAACGUUCCAACAGAAGUCUCUCCAUCAAAGCAGACAGCAUUUCUGUGAGAAAGAAAUCUACAAUCAGAGCUCCAAAUAGAACCAAAGCAACCUUCAAAACUCACCCACAUUUCUCCGAACAACUCAUGGAUUCAUUCAUCGUUGGGGCCAAGGAGGAAGCUGUACGAAGAAAGAAUUUUAAACAGCAGCUCAAAAGGGUGCAAAAGAAGAAGAAGAGGGGAAAGACGAGCAAGAAACCAAAAAAGGCGAAACUGAAGGUUCCAACCCCCAUAUUCGUUCCCUCUCUGCCCAAGAGCGGGACGACAACGGUUCAUCAAUACUUUCUUUGUGGAGGACAAAAGUCGGCGCAUUUGGCUGGGACAAAAGGCGACGGCAUGUUUAAGAUUGGUCGUUGUGCGCAUAGCAAUUUUCGGCAACGUAAACCACCCUUUGCUGAUUGCGGGGACUAUGAUGUUUAUUCUGAUACCGGCUACGUGGCAGCUAGGUAUUUCCCAGAUGGACGGGAACUGAGGACGAACAAUAUUCAAUGCUUCUAUCCGCUGAUUGAUGCUCUGGAGGACGUCUAUACCUCCUACCCCAACGCAACGUUUCUUUUCGUGGUACGCGAGACGGAAGCAUGGUUAAAUAGCGUAAAGAGCUAUCACGAUGGCUUUAUCAUGGAAGUUUGGAAACGAUGUCGUUCCCGUGGCUUUCCCGAUCUUCAAGGUGGAUUGGAGGAGUUUCGGGAGUUUUUCGAGUGGCACAAGGACAUGAUACGGAGCUUUGCCCUGGAUCAUCCUUCGUGGACGUACAUUGAAGUAGAUUUGGAGGAUCCAGAUGCAGGUAAAUACCUGGAAAAACACGUGGGCAUAGAUGCAGGGUGCUGGGGCCAUUACAACAAGGGUGGAGAAGGCAAGACGUCUGCUGAAGAUGCAGUGGACGUAGCUGAGAGCGAAGAGGAAGAAGAGCGAUAG
This is a messenger RNA of Seminavis robusta, 1038 nucleotides long. The record is from the annotation of a GenBank genome assembly. Lineage: Eukaryota; Bacillariophyta; Bacillariophyceae; Naviculales; Naviculaceae.